This is a messenger RNA of Pseudophryne corroboree (corroboree frog), 5072 nucleotides long. RefSeq lists its product as uncharacterized. Gene Ontology annotation, molecular function: nucleic acid binding. The coding region runs from base 1671 to 3530 and encodes 619 amino acids. The transcript is spliced from 3 exons. NCBI's taxonomy places the organism in Eukaryota, Metazoa, Chordata, Amphibia, Anura, Myobatrachidae. Gene Ontology annotation, biological process: regulation of gene expression. The record is from RefSeq and is a predicted model, not a curated record. Gene Ontology annotation, cellular component: nucleus.
CCCACCGAAUGGGAAUCACACUUGUAUUAAAAUAGGGUCUUAGAUGUACUGCCCCAUGCUCAAACUUCUAAGCAGCCCCAACAACUAGUCAACAGGUCAGGAGCAGGUCACAUGACCAGUGUCAGGUGAUAUGGUGUGAGACAGUUACAAGUGGGUGACCAACUGUCAGAGGGAGCUGUGAGGUGAUGGUGCUGAAGGAAGGGGCUGCGCUGUCUGUGUGUCCUGGCAGUGUUGACAGGCUACUUUACCAUCCAGUGAAGCCUUGGACAGUAAAGUAAAGUUAUUAUUUGCUUCUCUCUAUAAAACCUCUGUGGGCCUCUGGUGACAGUGAGGGAAGGAGCAGUGCAGGGCCGGCGAAGCAGUCAUGUUCUGGUGAUGACAUUCUGGAGGAGCAGUCCACUCCAGAUUGCAAGCCGCGUGCGAAGCCCUCACAACAGCCCCAGCAUAGAGAGAGACUGAGAGAGGCGGUCCAUGAGGUGGCGUUGGACUCGCAUAUAAGGUGCAAGCGACAAAUUACAGCUGUAAGCAACUGGAGAGGUAUACUGAGCACACCAUUGACACAGUCCCACUGUACCUCCGUGUAGGAGCACUAUUAAUCCAGCUAAAUCACCUUUAACUUGUAUCAAUAAGUGCACUUAUUACAGAGACUUAAAUUAGAACAGCUAGUACAAACACUGCAGUGUAUAAAAAUAAUACGGUGCACCCAUGUCAUGUCACAGCACAGGGACAGCGGCAGCCGUCAGUCUUCAUAGGGAGAUUAUCGUAAACGCUUAGUUUACCGCCAUCUGCAUUUCUGCCAAUAAUCAUAAUUUCUGCAGGAACUCACUAUAACAGCAAUUAUUCAAUCAGUUUACUGUGUCUUAAUAACUUGGAUAAUUAAGCUAUCACUUACGGCCAAUAAAAACAGGAGUCUAACAUUAAAUAAUCUCUUCGUAAAUGGCAGAAUUAACAAGAGAGAAUAUUCCUAUGCCACAAAAGGAUUACAAAUAGUUCUUACAACAGUGUAACUAUUAUCUGCAGAUAAGAAAGGAAGGACUUCAAGCAUUAAUAAGUAAUAAUGUUAACAAGAGUCCUCAUGUAUCACAUGAAAUAUUCUAUCUGACACUAGGAAAGUGUACCCAAAUGUACUGUAUUGCACAGACAGACUUGAGGACAAUUGUAUAAACUGCAGAAAACAGUAUAGUAUUUGUGCAAAAUUGAAGUCCAUUUUCUGAAGUGAUACUAUUGCAUAUAUUCACAAAGUUCUACAAAUGUUUAUAUUCAUGGUUACAGAUGCUCAGUAUGAUCUAAUGAGUUAAAUUUGGGUACCUGCUUAUCGAUAGUAGAAAGGAGUCAGUACGACUAGGAGCAGUUUUAUAAAAGAGUGUAUUAGCUUUUGAGUGAAAUACAUUGUCACUAUUGGAAACUGAUGUAUUGCAUUGUAAACUGUUUUUGUGAACUAAUGUUUUGCUCAAUUUGCACAAAAGUUCAUUAUCAUAAUUGGUGUUCUAAUAAAUUGACACUUAGAGGCAAAUAAAUAAAAAGAAAUAGUUUAUUCUGUCACAGUCAUCAUUCUCACCUCUCUGCAAAGAAUUGGACACAGGGAAGUCCUAAGAAAGGAACAAGGUAACAUCAAUAAUACGUACCUGGGUGUCACAAUUGGCGUCGCACGAACAGGAUACGAACACAACAUGUCAUCUGAUGAACAAGCUACAGGGGCGUCAAAUACUCAUUCAACAAUGGCCAGCAUAAAUCCAAUUACAUUUCCCUAUUACUUUGGGGCCCAAUGGCUUCCAACAUAUAAUGGAGAUGUCGAAGGUUCGGAAGGGAACACCUUAACAAACUUUAAAAACAAAAUGAAAUCAAUGUUCCGCUUAUACCCACUGAGUAAACAACAGCAAGUGGAGAUCCUGAUAGGGCAACUGAAAGGCACAGCUCUGAGAGAGGUGACUUCCUGGCCAGCUGAAGAAAGACAAACUGUAGGCCUCAUCCUGAACCGAUUAGCUACCACAUUUGACAAGAGAAAUUUGUCUCAACUUAAGUUGGUCUUUUACUCAAGAAAGCAGCAGAAAGGAGAAACACUGCGUGACUUUGCACUCAGUUUACAUGAGUCACUUCGAGCACUACAGGCCAUUGAUCCAGCAGAAAUUCGACCAACAGAUGAAAUAUUGAUUAAUCAGUUUAUAGAGGGUUCCCAUGGUGAGAUAGUGAAGGCGUAUUUACGCCUCCUUCAGCUACAGUUACCAACUAGUUCAUUUUUAUGUUUCAAAGAAGCUGCCAUUAAAGUGGUAGGUACAUUACAGAGGCAAGAAAUGUCCUGUCCUGAUAUGUUGGGGUACAAAGAGAAGAAAUACCCUCCAGAGAGCACAAUGCAGGAAAUCAUAGAUCUGCACACACAGGAAGAAGCUGCUGUACAGGGUGCUCAAACGUCAAGGACUGAUCUAUUAAGUAUGAUAGGGGUUCAAGUCGCUGAACUAACCCAUGGAAUAACUGAAAUGUCACAACAAUUGUUGUAUUUCAUGCAGCAACAAGAAAAGUGUAGAGGAGAGACAAACUGGAGCAUUGAUGAAGGACAGCCCAGUGAUGUAAAGCUUCAUCCUGUUGUCCAGAAUGAUAUUGAAGUUGUUGCAAUGCCGGCUAGAGAUUCAGAGUCUGAAGUUAGUGAAAGAAAAGUUAUGGGGAAAGUUGUUUGGUUUAAUGUGCAAUAUGGCUAUGGCUUUAUAAAUCGGCAUGACACCAAGGAAAAAUUAUUUGUACAUUAUACUGCCAUAAAGAAGAACAACCCCAAUAAGUAUUUCCGAAGCCUGGAUAGAGGAGAAACAGUUGAGUUUGAUGUUGUGAAUGGAGAAAAAGGUCUGCAGGCAGCUAAUGUAACUGGUCCUGGUGGUGUUCCAGUGCAAGGCAGCAAACAUGCAGCAAAUCACCAGCAUUAUUGGCACUAUUCACAUCGCAAAGGUCCUCUCCGUGACUAUCAGCAAAACCAUCAAUACAGUAAAGUUGGAGAGGAGCGUGAAGAAGCAGAAAAUGUGUCAGAAAAUGCAAAUCAACCACAGCCUGAUUGGAUGAGUCACUACCCACAAUACUGUCCAAGGAGACCAUAUGGACGCAGACAACAAUCUCCUGAUGUUCAAAGUCAGAGUGAAUUAUUGCAAAGAACAGCUGAUCAUGAUUUUGAAGAACAAAGAAAAUGGAUACAUCAAAACCUGCAAAACGUUAUCAGACCACAAUUUCCUCAAGAGCCACUAUAUCAGGGUAGACCCAGAAUGGAUGACACCCAUUCAAUUGCGGUCCGCCAAUGUCAAUCAAGGGUGUGUGCUACAGAUUGUCCGGAAGAUACUGAAAGAGUUACCGACUCAGCCAUAGCAGAGAGGUUGGGGUUCCCUGAACAUAAUUGCCUGGAUUCUGUCAUGCAAAGGUUGAAUUCUACUCUUCCAGAGGAAUCAUAUAAUGUAGUGAAAGAGCCCUCGAUUUCUGUUCCUUCAGAGCAUAAAUUCACAAACAAUGAAUAUACUGACCUGAGCUCCAGUGAGAUAGCAUUAAUUAUGCAGUAGGUUUUGAGAAAAUCAGUAAGGAGGAACAUACAGUAGGUGCUCCAUUUAUUCAGCAUAGAUAUUAGUCUGAGAAUAGAUGUUUAGAAAAGGUAUUGUUCUUAUAAAUAUCAGAUGUACGUAUGUUCUUACCUCAUGUUCAAAAGUUGAAUAGCUAAAUUGUUUUCCUUGUACAAAAAUGUGAGAUUGUUCUUUAUUGGACUUUAAAUAUUGCCUGUUGCGUGAGGACACGCAAAAUUCAAGUGGGGUUGUAUGUGAUACCCACCGAAUGGGAAUCACACUUGUAUUAAAAUAGGGUCUUAGAUGUACUGCCCCAUGCUCAAACUUCUAAGCAGCCCCAACAACUAGUCAACAGGUCAGGAGCAGGUCACAUGACCAGUGUCAGGUGAUAUGGUGUGAGACAGUUACAAGUGGGUGACCAACUGUCAGAGGGAGCUGUGAGGUGAUGGUGCUGAAGGAAGGGGCUGCGCUGUCUGUGUGUCCUGGCAGUGUUGACAGGCUACUUUACCAUCCAGUGAAGCCUUGGACAGUAAAGUAAAGUUAUUAUUUGCUUCUCUCUAUAAAACCUCUGUGGGCCUCUGGUGACAGUGAGGGAAGGAGCAGUGCAGGGCCGGCGAAGCAGUCAUGUUCUGGUGAUGACAUUCUGGAGGAGCAGUCCACUCCAGAUUGCAAGCCGCGUGCGAAGCCCUCACAACAGCCCCAGCAUAGAGAGAGACUGAGAGAGGCGGUCCAUGAGGUGGCGUUGGACUCGCAUAUAAGGUGCAAGCGACAAAUUACAGCUGUAAGCAACUGGAGAGUAACACAAACAUCUAAAGAGACUAAAAUAGACAGACGUGUUCAGUGUUCCAGGGAGGAGCUUAAACUGAUUGUACCUGGAGGGACUAUAGACAGACCUGUGUACACCUUGAAAAAAAUCCAUUUGACACCAGUAAUGGUAACAAUGGCACCAUAUUAUACAGCUAAACAGGCACAAUUGCUAGCACUAUACAGUGGAUAUAGGAUCCCAUUCUGCUGGAAGACACAUGCAGGCUAUCAGUAACUGGAGCUUAGAAAGUAGACCUUAAAGUAGGAGCAAGAUGAGGAUAACAUUGAUUGACAUAUGGUGGAGGAUCAAAGAGAAAACAAUUGCAGAUGUCCCAGGUGGAUGAAGACCUCAUCAAAUGAUUUAGAAGCUGAGAAAGGACGAGUACAGUUCUAUAGAAGACAGAGGGAAAUUCCUAUGUAUCCACAAAAAUGUCCCACACUUCUGCAAAUGAACAAUCCUAAGGACGCGGGUGUCCUGUCUGUUUUCUCUCUCACCCUCUCAUGUCACAGACACUGCAUUCACUGUAUUCAUAGUUACGGUAUUUCAUAGGACUACUGUCAAAGAGGAUCCUAUUUGGCACUAUUUAUUACAUGCUGUGUGACCUCAUUUUUAACAUCUACAGUAUUUUGCUACAUUACAUGUGCAUGUGUAAUACACUCGUGUGCCAGAAUAACUGAGACAGAAGCUUCCAUUCCUAGUACAUGUCACCACACUCCCACAUUAAAUGGCAUUUUCCGCAA